AUGGGGAAAAAGGAGUUCGACGGCCUUUGCAAAGGUCGAUGUGUGAUGAACAAUGAUUUAGCCCCUACGCUUCUUCUCCUGGAUGGCCAAUUCUCGAAAUGGGGGGUGGGAUAUGGCCGCAUGGACAUCGACCAUGGUGAUGGUGGUGAAAGGCAGGGUAUGCCGCAGACAUUCCUUCUGCUUGUUCCGCAGAAUACACUUGUGUGUGUGUGUGUGUGCGUGUGCAUGCAUGUGUAUGUGGCAAUGGCUCUCAUUUCCGUCCGGUUGAUGGUGUCGAGGAGGCGUCGUGAAGGAAGCUCGGUUACAAGUCCUUGCUCUGGGAAUAACGAACUUGGGUGGUGGUGUCGUGCUGUGAUGUGUGGCCAGUAUAGCCUAUCUGGAGUGUGGACGGCCACGACAACGGCCGGACAAUCAAUCAUUGCGCCGACUCUCUUCUGUACGUGCCAUCGGCUCGAUGAUGGUGUCGAUGUCGUGGAGGGAUCGUUGAGGUGGUCGAGUACAGAACUAUCGACCCAGGACCAUGCCAUGUUCGGACCGAUAUUUCGUUAG
Molecule: messenger RNA, 549 nt
Organism: Exophiala oligosperma
Lineage: Eukaryota; Fungi; Ascomycota; Eurotiomycetes; Chaetothyriales; Herpotrichiellaceae
Exons: 1
Coding region: 1-549 (182 amino acids)
Source: RefSeq, a predicted model, not a curated record